CACGCAGCCACUCAUCUCAGGAGGUACAUGCAGGACCCCACAGCCCGAUCUGUAACUUGUAAGAUUGCUCCAAUGGCGAUUUACAUCCAGGAUUGUAUAGUCUGGCCAUGCCGGUGCCCUAAUUACUUAUCCCUUACGCUUUGAAUGCCGGGCGAUGAAAUUUCUCUUCAAGAUCGCCUCUUGUCUUUCUCCGUGAGCAUCGACAGCCAUCAUGAGCUACGCAUACGGUGAUCCGAGGUCGACGCGCAAUCACUUUAGAGAACCCCAGCACAUUGGGCAUGACAUUGUCGCUGGCGUGAGGAAGGCCGCGGACACGUGUGCGGCGAUAAUGUCGGAAGACUACCUACGACGACGGAGAGGCCGGCCAUACAGCGAGGAAGCCAAGCGGAAAGGAUGGUUCAGGCAGUUGUUCACAGUCGUGCUGCUCUUGCAGGUCCUGUGGAUAUGGGCACUCUACUACGGCGAAAGGUUGAUCUUUUCGAAAUCAAUAGAGGCCUGUGACUGGCACCACUGGGAAAGUUGGCCUCGAGGUGCCAAUCCUCAUCACGUUGCCUUCGUAGCAGACCCUCAACUCGUCGACCCUCACACGUACCCGGGCAGGCCAUGGCCCCUCUCUACCCUCACAGUCAAAUACACCGAUCUAUAUCUCAAGCGGGUGUAUAAGCUCAUGCAGGAGCGUCUGUACCCGGACACCACCAUCUUCCUAGGAGAUCUCUUCGAUGGAGGCCGAGAGUGGUCCGUCUCCGGUGGAGGCAGGUGGAACAACCCUGAGAAGAACUGGAAGGCCUACGGCGAGUCCUUCUGGUUAAAUGAAUACAACCGUUUUGGCAAGAUCUUUUUUGACACGUUCACAAAAGCCGGUGUUGCACCAAGGAAGGGUCAAAGGGAUAGGCGGCGAUUGAUUGCGAGUCUCCCAGGAAAUCACGAUCUAGGGUUUGGAAAUGGCGUCCACCUGCCCGUCAGAAAACGAUUCGAGGCUUAUUUUGGAGAGGGCAACAGAGUAGACAUCAUCGGGAACCACUCGUUCAUUUCGGUCGACGGCGUUUCGCUCAGCGCAAAAGAUCACCCCGACGAGAAGGAUGCUGAGCAGGUGUGGAAACCGACGGAGGAGUUUCUCAGCACCAUUCAGGACACAAGGAUGAAGGCCAUUGCGGAAGAUCUGAGAAAGCAGUUCGGCGUUUCAUUCAAAGGCCGGUACAAGCACGAAAUCUACGAGACACGAGAAUUGAAAAAAGCAUACCUUCCCGUCAACGAGGGUCUCGAUUCUUCCGGUUAUCCCGCCGUGCUUCUCAGUCAUGUACCUCUCUACAGAGAUCCGGACACGCCGUGCGGGCCGAAGCGUGAGCGCUACCCGCAGGGGAGAGAUGCACGCGGGAAACUUCUUGAGAAAGAUCCGCGAAACUCAAUCCUUGUGCAAGCGGGUUACCAGUAUCAGAAUGUACUCUCUGGCGAAAGAACGCUAGAGAUCACAAGCCAGAUCGGUGAUGUCCGAUACGCGUUUUCGGGAGACGACCACGACUACUGCGAAACGAAGCACAUGCGAUUUCCCUCCGGCGGUGGAGGCAUUCGUGAGAUCACCGUCAAAACAUUGUCUUGGGCCAUGGGUGUCAGAAGACCCGGCGUCCAGCUCGUCACACUUUGGAAUCCUGUGGAUGAGGAAGGUUUGUCGAUUGAAGGUCCAAUCGACAUUCCCACAUUGCAAUCGCAUCUUUGCUUGCUGCCAGACCAGCUGAGCAUCUUCAUCAAAUACGGUUUGCUCUUUCUUUUUACUGUGUCAGUCCUUCUCAUCAGAGCUGCACACAUGUCGCUAAACCCGUCAAAAUCUCCCUUUGGCGGUGCAGAAAGUCCCGUCCUCCCGACCAUCAAUGCACCUGAGUACGUGCCCGAGGCUGAGGAAGCACUCACAUCAUCCUCGGACGACGGUUCUGGCUCAGGGAGCCGCCAUGGCCGCCGGUCGCGCGCCGCGACACUCACAGGGCGCUCAGGAAGUCCUGCAAAGCCUUUGAGCGGAAUCUAUGGCUCGCCGUCCCCAGCAAAAGGAUACGGCGUGCCACUUAUACAACACGCGGGUUACUUCGGUCCGGCAGAGUUCGAAAAAGAGAAAAAGUCUUUGUCAUUUGUAGAUACGAGACCGAAGAAAGCAAAGCGUUUGAAGGGUCUCGCACUGUUAUAUGCGGAGUUUAAAUGGACGGUCUUGAGGGUUGCAUUUGUGGCGUUUCCUUGGUAUCUCUGGCUUUUAUGGUCGGAUGGCUGAACAUCUGUAAUCGUAUCUUUCCAUGUGUGCUCCUAAUGUGUAGUCAUUACUACUUGGUCUCUCUGUUC
Messenger RNA from Verruconis gallopava, 2322 nucleotides. RefSeq lists its product as uncharacterized. Lineage: Eukaryota; Fungi; Ascomycota; Dothideomycetes; Venturiales; Sympoventuriaceae. The record is from RefSeq and is a predicted model, not a curated record. Gene Ontology annotation, biological process: GPI anchor biosynthetic process. The transcript has 2 exons. Gene Ontology annotation, cellular component: endoplasmic reticulum. Bases 212 to 2254 code for a protein of 680 amino acids.